UUAAACCUCAGAGCACAGGGCUGGUGACAGAGCCAGAGAGAGAGAGAGAGGAAGCAGGACGGUGCAGAGAACCCUGUGGAUAGAAAGAGAAACUUACACGAGAAAGGAGAAUGGUGAAUCUGCUGCACAGCAUGAAAUACUCCUUCCUGGUGACAACCCUGAGCCUCCUGCCACUGCUGGACUGCGUCAGAGGACAAGACAAGUGCCAGGCUUUGCAGAAAGAACCCAGGGGGGACUCUUACCCCAGCUGCUGUGACAUCGGCCUGAUCGAAGGAGAUUUACCAGUACAGCUGGAGUCAGCCAGGAAAAUCACGAGCAUCCCCGCCUCGUGUGAGGAGCUGCUGCAGGAGAACAACACCUUCUGCAGCUGUGUGAGGGACAAGAUCCACAGCUUCUGGCCUGACUUCGAGGAGUACCUCACCGGGAACGAUGUGAAUGAGAGCAUCAUAGACAUAACAGGGGCAAAGGCGCGGGUCCAGAACGUGAGGACCUCCAUCGCCCACGAUCUCAUCUUCACACUCCCGCCGAAUGAGGUCCCCAAGGAGCUAGACACAAGUGUGAAGAGGAACGUGAGCAACGUAAAACUCCCCAGGGGACUAUUUCAGUCCAUUCACAACGAGACAGACUACGUCAAAGUGGCGGUGUUGGUGCUCGACGUUGGACAAGUGGGCCUGUUUAAGGACCCUGACCAGACGGGCACCAUGCUAGACAACGUCAUGGUCAGUGUGAAAGUGGGAGGCAGGCAAAUCACCAGACUCAAUGAAUGUGUAGAACUCACCUUCUCCCACGGACUACUGCCCCAGAACGUGACCCGUCAGUGCGUCUUCUGGGACACCAAGAAAGGCAGGCACGGAGGAUGGAACACAUCUGGCUGCCUCACCGAACUCAGAGACAGGGGGACCCUGUGCUGCUGUGAUCACCUGACCUUCUUCACCCUCUUAAUGAAUCCGUCCCUAGACAAUGCCACAGCCCAGAAGUUAUUUACUAUCGCAGAUGUCGGCUGUGGGAUUUCCAUGGUCUUCUCAGCCCUCACCAUCAGCCUGUACUUUGCUCUAAGGUUCACUUACAAAAUAUUGAAGUCCAAUGACACGGCCAAGAUCCACGUGAACCUGACGAGCAGCCUGCUCCUCCUGAACCUGGCCUACCUGCUGAACAGACGGAUCUUCAGCCUGGGCCAUACAGGGCUAUGCAAGGGCAUCGGAGGCUUCACCCACUACUCCCUGCUCUGCUGUUUCACCUGGAUGGCCAUUGAGGCCUUUCAGCUCUACCUGUUGGUCAUCAAAGUCACCAACAUCUACAUGCGGCACUACAUGGCGAAGCUGUCCCUCGUCGGCUGGGGCUUCCCUGCUCUCGUGGUCACCAUCACUGGCAGCAUGAACAGCUAUGGAAAAUACACCAUUAUGGAUAUGGCCAACCGGACCACCGUCACCCUGUGCUGGAUAGACUCCGCUCACUUGGUGGUCCAUUACGUCACCAACUGCAGCUACUUCGGCCUGAUCCUCCUCUUCAACACCCUGGUCCUCGUGGUCGUAGCCUGGAAGCUGUUCAGCCUGCAGCGCGCCACAGCGGGGAAGGAGGAGAAAAUACAGGCCUGGAAGGGGGGCCUCACAGUGCUAGGCCUCUCCUGCCUGCUGGGAGGCACCUGGGGGCUGGCCUUCUUCACCUACGGCGCCAUGUCCGUGCCUGCAGCGUACCUCUUCACAGGACUGAACUCUCUCCAAGGUCUCUUCAUAUUCAUCUGGUUCACUGUUCUCUACUAUCCAAAGAAAGGAGCAACCACAUCCUCUUCCAGCAGCGGCAAGAAUGGGAAAGUCACCACCGCUUCCCACAGCUAACUGUAGGCCCAGCUUCUCUUCCAGGCAGAGGGGGGCUAGUUCAGAGGAAUUUGCCCAGUCCACGUAGCUUCCUCAAUGAGCGGAGAGGGAUGGGCAGGGCGCUAGCAAGGUGGAGAGCCGUGCUUAGGCUUGCUUGGCAAGCACAAUCAUGCAGUAGAUGAGCCCCUUUCUGUGCUCCUUCCCAUGGUGGGGUGCGGGAGAGGAGUUUUGUCUAGCAGUCAGAGCAGGGAACUGGAAGUAAGUGGCCUGCGUUCUGUGCCUUGUUCUGAGCCUGAUGCACUGCAUGAGGAUCAGAAUAAUACCUUCCUUACGGAUGGGUGAACCGUGGCACAGAGGAGUCAAGUUAUUUGCCCAAGGCUACCAGCUA
Messenger RNA from Chelonia mydas (Green sea turtle), 2202 nucleotides. RefSeq names its product adhesion G protein-coupled receptor G3 (gene ADGRG3). The record is from RefSeq and is a predicted model, not a curated record. The transcript has 13 exons. NCBI's taxonomy places the organism in Eukaryota, Metazoa, Chordata, Testudines, Cheloniidae. The coding region runs from base 111 to 1835 and encodes 574 amino acids. Gene Ontology annotation, molecular function: G protein-coupled receptor activity. Gene Ontology annotation, biological process: cell surface receptor signaling pathway; adenylate cyclase-activating G protein-coupled receptor signaling pathway. Gene Ontology annotation, cellular component: membrane.